AUGUAUCGCUUUUAUGGCCCGACAAAGGGCACGCAAGAAACAGAUAAUCACAAACUAAGCGCCGUCAAGCUAGAAAUGGCGGGCGCCCCCCACCCGAAAUCCGCCACAACAAAGUUGGAAAAAGGGAUGACCAUAAAUGGGAAAUGCCGGGUGCCACGGGAUGGUAUUCUUGUGGGUGUGUUUCUUGAGGACUUUGUGUGCCCGACAUUUGGGCACCAGCGCCAAAGCAAACAAGGGCCUACAAGGCGCCGCGCGGCCACAGACAGAUUCAGGCCGGACACCCUUAAAACAGAACAAACGCACUCCGAAGAAAUAGACCAACCUACACUUACUGGGCUGCCGUGCCAUAAAUAG
This is a messenger RNA of Trypanosoma grayi, 354 nucleotides long. RefSeq lists its product as hypothetical. Bases 1 to 354 code for a protein of 117 amino acids. Lineage: Eukaryota; Euglenozoa; Kinetoplastea; Trypanosomatida; Trypanosomatidae. The record is from RefSeq and is a predicted model, not a curated record. The transcript has a single exon.